GUUAAAUUUGAGGGGAGGCACACGAGGUCUAAGAGAGGCACCGCGUGUGAGCUGCUGGUGGGGUGGUCAGCGCAAUGCCCAAGGCCAAGGGCAAGACCUGGAGGCAGAAGUUUGGUUACAAUGUCAACCAAAAGCGUCUGAACUGGAAUGCUGGACGGAAGGCAGCGCCGCGGAUCGAGUGCUCCCACAUCCGACAUGCCUGGGACCACGCUAAAUCGGUGCGGCAGAACCUGGCCAAGAUGGGGUUGGCUGUGGACCCCAACAAGGCGGUGCCCCUCUGUAAGAGAAAGGUGAAGGCCAUGCAGGUGGACACAGAGGAGAGGCUGAAAGAGCUUGUGCGGAAGCCCUAUGUGCUGAAUGACCUGGAAGCGGAAGCCAGCCUUCCAGAAAAGGAAGGAAAUACUCUGUCUCGGGACCUCAUUGACUACAUAUGCUACAUGGUGGAGAACCAUGGGGAGGACUAUAAGGCCAUGGCCCCCGAUGAGAAGAAUUACUAUCAAGAUACCCCAAAACAGAUUCAGAAUAAGAUCAAUGUCUGUAAACGUUUUUACCCAGCAGAGUGGCAAGACUUCCUCAAUUCUUUGCAGAAGAAUGGGAUGGAGCUUGAUUUGAGUGACUGGUUUACAUCACACCUGCCCCAGGCUGAGGCCUCUCCCUGGAUCAAGGAAGACACCUGAAGCUGGAGCCAGGGUGUAAGGUAAGGAGGGCUGUGUGGCUCCAGAGGGGCUGGCCGGAUCCCGUGGAAUCAGAAGGUUUUUCGCACACACACACACACACACACACACACCAACGCAUACUCCCCACUCUGGGGAAGGAACUAUUAUCAGAGACUCCAAUUUAUAUUCUUCUGGAGGUUAAUGGAAAAGCCAGAACCUGCUGUUUUCAGGGUGGGUGGUUUACUUGAAUAUAGUGUGUAUGUAAGAAAAUAAAGAUAUUUUACUUCUAAAAAAAAAAAAAAAUUGUAGGGAAGGCAAAAGUUAUGUGUAACUUUUUGACUGCAUGGGGGUCAGUGAACCUAACUUUCUCAUUGUUCAAGGGCCAACUGUAAUUGCUAAACUAUAUUCCAUCAUAUGGACGUAUAUCUUGUUUAUUUAUUCACCAAUUGAUGAACAACUGGGUUGUCUCUACUUUUUUGGUUAUACUAAACAAUGCUGCUAUAAGCAUUUGUGUACAAGUUUUUGUGUGGAUAUUUCAUUGUUUUCAUUUCUCUUAGAUUUCUGGGAGUGGGACUACCAGGUCAUAUGGCACUGUUAUUUAACUUUUAAAGAAACUGUCAAACUAUUUUCCAAACUGGUUGUAUCCAUUUCACAUUUUUACUGGCAAUACAUAAGGAUUCUAGUUUAUCCACAUCCUCAAUAAAAGUUGGUACUACAUGACUUUUUAAUUAUAAUCAUUCUAGAGGAUGUGAAAUAGUAUUGUUUUGGUUGCAUUGUUGUUUUGAUUGCAUUUUUCUAAUCAUCAAUAAAAUGUCUAAUGGCAAAAUCCUUUGGCCACUGUAAAACCAGAUUAUCUUAUUAAUUUAUAAGAGCUCUUUAAAUAUUCUGGAUGCAAGUCCUACAUCACAUAUAUGAUCCAAAAAGAUUUUGUUUGUAUCUUUUCAUUGUGUUAAUGGUUUGUUUCUUUUGAAUUACAAAGGUUUUAAUUUUGAUAAAAUCUAAUUUUUUUUUUUUUUUAAUAAACAGUGUGUUUGGAGUCAUAGGCAAGAA
Cebus imitator (Panamanian white-faced capuchin) is the source of this 1706-nucleotide messenger RNA. RefSeq names its product nucleolar protein 16-like. Gene Ontology annotation, cellular component: nucleolus. The coding region runs from base 75 to 677 and encodes 200 amino acids. The record is from RefSeq and is a predicted model, not a curated record. NCBI's taxonomy places the organism in Eukaryota, Metazoa, Chordata, Mammalia, Primates, Cebidae. Gene Ontology annotation, biological process: ribosomal large subunit biogenesis. The transcript has a single exon.